CGAACCUCGUCGUGACAACAACAAUGCCACACUACGAAUUCCUGUUAGCACUUUUCGUGACAAACUGCCUGUCUGUUGCAUUACCUGUUUCAGAAAUUCCGUCGUUCUUGAAGAUAUGUCAUCAAAAUGACCCAUUCUUGAACGACUGUUUAAUGGAAAGUGUCGUUUCGUUGAGACCGUAUUUAAAAAAUGGAAUACCUGGCCUUGGGAUUCCAGCGUGUGAACCAUUUCGCUUAGAGGAGAUUGAAAUUGAUCAAACUUCCGGUCCGAUUCAUAUUCACGCGAGGUAUAACAACGUGUCCAUAUAUGGUGGAACUAACUUCGUACCUAAAAGCAUCAGGUUCGACCUGGAGGAAAAUAUAAUACGCCUGAACCUCUACAUUCCGCGGCUGGAAAUGAUAGCGAAUUACAUCAUGGACGGCAGAAUCUUGAUGUUGCCGAUCACAGGAAACGGCGUUGCUCACGGAAACUUCACAGACAUCGACGUUAUCAUGGCUCUACAAUUGACGCGUUAUUGCGACGAGAGAACAGGAUUGAUUCAUCAAAGGGUGGAGGACAUUUACGUCGAGUUCGAUAUUGGGUACGCUACUGUGUAUCUGGAUAAUUUGUUCGACGGUGACGAGACACUCUCAGCGGCUAUGAAUCUCUUUCUCAACGACAACUGGAACAUGGUGAUAGAAGAGAUCAGGCCGAAAUUGGAGGAAACCAUCGCCACGUUGAUCAUUGAUUUCACGAACGUGAUUUUCUCGAUGUUCCCGGAGAACGUGCUACUACCAUCUUAAAGUAAAAUGUUUUAUACUAUAUUUUAUAUUAUAUUAUAAAUGUCGGUCUCGUGUAUUGAAUCAUUUUGUAAGUUUUCGUAGACUAGGCAACAAUGUAAAUACAUCUACAGAUUAUUGAAAAAUGAAGAGAAAAGAUCGAGAGAUAUUUUUGUUUAAGUAAUAGCCUUUUGACUGUGAUUCAGUCAUUGACUAUCGAAGAAGUUUAUAACUUGGAUUAUUACAAAUUACAUUAGUAACUUUGAGAAAUUUAUUCUUGCUGGAAAUAU
This is a messenger RNA of Frieseomelitta varia, 1048 nucleotides long. Its product is annotated as protein takeout-like. NCBI's taxonomy places the organism in Eukaryota, Metazoa, Arthropoda, Insecta, Hymenoptera, Apidae. The record is from RefSeq and is a predicted model, not a curated record. The coding region runs from base 24 to 782 and encodes 252 amino acids. The transcript is spliced from 3 exons.